Messenger RNA from Dibothriocephalus latus, 780 nucleotides. The record is from the annotation of a GenBank genome assembly. Lineage: Eukaryota; Metazoa; Platyhelminthes; Cestoda; Diphyllobothriidea; Diphyllobothriidae.
AUGGUCUUCCGUCUGCCGUCCACAGGUUUAUUUCACUGUCUCCUCGUAGCGCUUCUCGUACCUGGACUGAACACCACAUUCGCCUACGAGGAUUCAAACGGUUCCGGUACAGAAACAGCGCUUAAAUGUGUUUCGGCGUCAUUUGCUAAUGACUCUACCGCCUCUAGUCUGGACAAUGUCACGAAACAAUUAUCACCUGUUAUUCGGUUCAUCGGUGUUUGUCCCGGACAGCCAGCUUCAGUGGGUGUUAUUUUGGAAAUGCGUGCUCAAUUCCGUCUUCAGUUCACCACAAUAUUUGGCGAGGAGAGGUGCGUGACUGUCAGUCUCCGCGCAAAGCCAAGCGGCCCGGAACUCCAGGCCAUACCGAGGAACAGAACAAAUAUGACAUUUUCAGUCUCAAGGUCAGCCAAAAGGGAGGCAGAGAACAAAAGUAGGAAGAAACUGGACCACAGGAAUGUCAGCUUUGAGCAUCUAAAAAUGUUCACUGAGAUCCCUCUCGACCGAUGUUCAAACACAUCCCGAACUCUGAGCCUCAAUCUUGACGUUUUGACGGAGAAUGUGAAUAAUAGUGCCCUCGAGCCCUGGCUUUCGGAGUUUACUUGGAAAAGAACACCAGAACAUUACGAAGUUGGUGAAGUUGGUUGGAGCAGUGUCGGGGCGCUUCCUGGGACACUCUCCGGAACCUAUAGUCUCACAGAUGUUAGGCUAUUUCUCAACCUGCAUAAUCAACGGGAGCUGAAGCUGAUCAACCCUAAACUAGCUCUAGGCGUGAAGACGUAG